GCACUUCACCUUCCAUAUGGAAAAAUGCCCCUCAUUCAGUGGCCUGCUUCCUGCGGGGAGAAAGUCACAUGUAACUGAUUCUGCCAGUAUCGGCUGCAGAGAGACAGUCAUGAGGGCUCUGCUCCAAAUAAUCUUCAUGGUCACCUUUCAUCUCUACCUGGCAAGUGGAUAUGAAGGAUCGGGGUACUCACCAGUAGAAGAUGAUGAGGAUAUAUAUGCACGCAAUAGAUAUGGCGACAAAGACACUCCAUGGUGCUCCCCAAUCAAAGUUAAGAAUGGCCAUGCAACCUGCAACAGUCCUUACAGAUCCUACUACAAGAAUGCAAAGGGGGCAAGAUGCAACAUAUAUUGUCAGAAAGGUUAUGAACUCCAUGGAGCUUCACAAGUCAUUUGCCAAGAGGACAAACGCUGGUCUGGCAAAUAUUUAUGCAAGCAGAAGCGAUGUCACACUCUUACUAUGCCACUUAAUGGAGGCUUCAAAUGUGUAGAUGGCGCCUACUUUAACUCCAGGUGUGAAUAUUACUGCUCACCAGGAUAUCAGCUGAAAGGAGAAAGAAUUGUAACAUGUAUGGAUAGCAAAGUCUGGAGUGGCAAGCCUCCAACUUGUGUGGAUCUGGAGCCACCAAGAAUUAAAUGUCCAAGUGUUAAGGAGAAGGUAGCAGAACCAAAUAAGCUGACAGCAAGAAUAUUCUGGGAAACUCCAGAGGGACGAGAUACAGCAGAUGGUAUUUUAACUGAUGUUAUACUAAAAGGGCUGCCCUCAGGCACAAACUUCCCAGAAGGGGACCACAAAAUCCAAUAUACAGUGUAUGAUAGGGCAGAAAACAAAGCGUCAUGUAAAUUUAAUGUUAAAGUCAGAGUUAAGCGCUGUGCAAAACUAAGUGCUCCUGACAAUGGAUAUGUCAAAUGUUCAGGAGCCAGUGAUAAUUAUGGAGCUACAUGUGACUACUUUUGUGUUGGCGGCUAUGAGCUUCAAGGAAGUCCAGCCCGUGUAUGUCAGUUUAACUCAGAAUGGUCAGGCGCAGAACCAACAUGUUCCUUUAUGAACAUUAAUGUGGGCAUAAACGAUGCAGCAAAAUUUCUGGAUCAAUUUUAUGAGAAAAGGAGAUUAUUAAUUGUAUCAACUCCUACCGCGGCUGAUUUCUACUACAGACUGCAAAUUGGAAUGCUUCAGCAAGGUCAGUGUGGCCUGGACUUACGACAUGUUACAGUAAUUGAAUUAUUUGGAGUAUAUCCAACUUAUAUUGGAAGAAUUGGACGCCGAAUUCUGCCCCCAGCACUGGGAUUUCAGCUCAGGUUGCUGCUAAGAAUCCCCCAGAACAAAUUUCAAUUGGUGGUGUUAGAUAAGCAUGGAAUGGACAAAGAGCGAUAUGCUGUACCCGUCACUAACACAGAUCUUUUUACUUUGAUUGAUGCCUUUCCUCUUAGGAAAGACGAGAUGAAACUGCAAGCUGAAUUUGGUCACACUUGUAACUGAUUACGGUGCUUGUGUGGUCGAUAAACUGUUUAAAAGGUGCUACCUGCAAUACAUACUUUGGUGUAAAGAAUUGUUUCAUGAACUGAUGUAUAUUCUCUCUUGAUACAUACAUAUAGGGUAUUCGAAAGCAGUCAUGUUAUGUAUGUACUACAGCUAUGGGGUCUAUUAUCUGUAAAGCUGUUAUCCAAAAAACUCCUAAAUUAGGCAAGGCCCUUUUCAAUGCCCUAUUUCAACGAUGUUUCUUAUUUGUUCCACUAGCUUUCUUCUUGUAUUAAGAUGCUAAGUCAUAUUAAGUACUGACUAACCUAGCAUGAAUCCAUAUCUACUCUAGCAAUAUUUGGUAAGGUUUAAAUGUUUUCAGUAGCCUUAGGGCAUGGUCUAUUAUAGAAAAAAAGCAGAUACCAAGCAUCUUGGAUAACAGAUCCCAUUCUGUAUCAUUUAUACCAUUUAAAGAAACUAUAUACAGUAAAAACAAAGCAUUUUAGUGAGGCAUAUUCAAUAUAAAUGGGUAGUGCUGUAUGCAAUAAUUAUAUAUUAAAAAGCUUGUAUUUUUAAAGCUAAAAAUGCUACUGAAAGUUGCCAAAGCAAAAAAAACAAAAAAAAACCCUAUACUUUAGUUGGUUUAAUAAGGCUUUAAAAGAAACAAAAAAUACAGAGUUUACAUUUGGGCUCACAGACACUUCAAAUUUGUGGUGUUUGUUAAAUAGCAAACACAAAAGAAAUGGUCCCUGUUUUCACCACUUAAGUUCCAGUACGUAUACCUCAAAUAAGUCUCAAAUACAUUUGUACCUUAAGACAGAUACAAGUUGCAAGAGACACAGUUGCUAGUGCUAUAUAGCGAUAUUGUUGCUUUUUGUGUGUGCAAGCAAAGGAUAUGCUACUGUUAUUUUCAACAUAAUGUAAGCCCAAUAAAUACGUUUUGCAAAGAUUCUGCUGGAGUUCUCCUUCCUUUAUUAUUUUGAUUUACUAGCCCAAUAAAUAUCACAUGAUCAAUAUGUGUCCAUAAGUGAGCCAAGGCAAAGAAACUUGAUUGAGUUAUUGUUUAUUCAGUUGCAAUGAGCUAAGCUUUUUAGUUCUUUAAAUUGAAAAAAAAUGGCCAAUAUUUCCUUUAGAUCUCUUCUCACAGUUGGAUUGCUGCAGGUUCAACUUGUCAUGUCAUGCUAAAAUAAUCUAAUGUGUCACUUCACAUCACAUGACAGGGAAACCUCAAUAAACUAUUUUCCCUUUAGUCCCCUCUGUUGAAUAAAAAAACAUUGUUAUAAUACCCCAGAGUUCAAGCAGCACAGAGGGGGUGGAAGGAACAUCAUACAGGGAGGACUCAGAUAGGGACAGUAGGAUCAACUGUAUCUGCCAUUUUUUUCUAUUUCACUUUCUCCAGUCAAAUGCAAAAUGUUUCUGUUCAACUAGCAUGAACUAAUGGAAAUUUUCUAUUUGAAAACUAGAAGAAUAUAUCAACAUGAAAGCUAUUGAUUCUGAAAAAGUAAAAUGUCCCCCCCUGUAGUAAAUGUAAUUUGAGUCAAAAUAUGAUUGCAAGUGUCAGUUACUGCUACAGUAUAUGGCAGCUGUUAACCUGGGUUAUAUCACUUUACAAAACAGAUGUAUUUUGUAAGUUUAGUGUAAAAAUGUUGGACAUGUUUUGGACAGUGAUGUUGCUUAAUGGCUUCUCUGGCACCUGUUUCUGAUAUUUUGUCUCAAUGUUUGCUUAAAUAUCAAAUCAUUUAUUUAAGGCAAAUACCACAAAAUAAUUGAUUUUGCUUGAUAACAUAUUUGUGUUUUCCUUAGGUAUUGGGUAUCUUUUUUCCCAUAUCACUAUUCAUUUGUGAUUGGACAAAUCACUAUUCGUUUCAACAUUGGACAAGUUAAAUUCUUAAUCUUGUAGUUUUCUGUAAAACUGUGAAAUCUUGGGAAAGCCUAAUCUUAUGAUAUAUUUAAGACAUAAUUAUAAAAAUAAGAAAUUCUGAUCUCUCCUUAUAGAAUCUAUGCCAUCAAACUUGAAUGGACCAGUAUUCCUCUUUUUCCCCUGAUUGUACUGUAUAUGUAUGGAUGUAUAAAUACAUAUAUUCCCUGUAUGCUUCUUUUUAUAGACUGUUAGCCCGUGGGCUGGGUAAUUUUUCCCUUUUUGUCCUAUUCUGUUUAUCAGUCUAUAUUAAUGGAGUUUCUUCUGUGUACAGAGCUACAUAAUGUUGCAUGAGUAUGUAAUUAAAUGCAUAAAUAAAGUAAAUGGCUUUUACAAAUUG
Xenopus laevis (African clawed frog) is the source of this 3714-nucleotide messenger RNA. RefSeq names its product sushi repeat containing protein X-linked S homeolog (gene srpx.S). The transcript has 11 exons. Bases 17 to 1477 code for a protein of 486 amino acids. NCBI's taxonomy places the organism in Eukaryota, Metazoa, Chordata, Amphibia, Anura, Pipidae. The record is from RefSeq and is a predicted model, not a curated record.